Molecule: messenger RNA, 653 nt
Organism: Papaver somniferum (opium poppy)
Lineage: Eukaryota; Viridiplantae; Streptophyta; Magnoliopsida; Ranunculales; Papaveraceae
Exons: 2
Coding region: 14-523 (169 amino acids)
Source: RefSeq, a predicted model, not a curated record
UCCAAAUCAGUCUAUGACCCAAAAUCAAAAUGAUCAUGGUAUUGUUCUCUGUGCUGCCAUCGCUACCUUUGAUGGACCGGUGUUGCAUUCAAAGAAGCGAAAUCGCAUAAAGCAACAAAAAUUGAAUGAUAGCGUCUUUAUUCAAUACAACAAGAAAUUGGAACGUCGAUACAAAGAAAUCAGUCAAUAUAAUGAUGAUCCGAAAGCUGAUGAUCCCAUUUUUCUGGAUGAGCGUGAUGACAAUGAUGAAUGGUUGGCUUUAGAGAAUUUGGAUGACUUGGUUGUACAAGGAGAUAAUGUUAUUUUGGAUGAUUUGCAAGAUAUUGUUGGUGAAAAAGGUAUGCCAGUUGUUGGUAAAAGUGCUUGUAUCUCCCGACGCAAAUCUACUUAUCCAACUGACUCUGAAUAUAGUGGAUAUGAUACUGAUGACUUGAUGUUGGACUCUAAUUAUGGACUACUUGGUGGAGAUGAUGGAGCUACGGAAGAUUAUGAUAUCUAUGAUGAAUCGAAUGAUUUUGAUUAAAAUUGUAAUGUCCAUGUUUAAUUAUGUUUCCAGAUUGUGAACUUUAAAGUUGUGAAUUCUCCCAUUUUUCCAAUUUGAACUUCAUACGACGACUCUUAUGUUUUGAAUGAACUUGUUUGUUUUUCUAAAA